Messenger RNA from Pseudo-nitzschia multistriata, 7264 nucleotides. Lineage: Eukaryota; Bacillariophyta; Bacillariophyceae; Bacillariales; Bacillariaceae. The record is from the annotation of a GenBank genome assembly.
GCUGUGUUSGGUGUUUGGUUCGGGUGGAUCGAUCGACAAUGGUAUUGCACCCUUUGUAACAAAACACUGAACACAGACGCGUUUGUCAAUCCGUACUAUAAUUAUCGUUUUCAACAUUGUCUUCGUCGUUGCUGAUACCACUCAUCGUGCCCAAUACAAUUGAUUCCACUCAGUCUCUAAUCCAUUUUCGAUUCGGCGCCAUCGAAAAAAAGCAAUCCGAGCUGCUAUAUAUCUUUUUCCCAUUCGUUCUUGGGGUUGGUGGCUCACCAUUCUUAUUCCAUCGAGGCAUCGGCACAGAUACGAGCACACCGCAAAUCGCAUGCAACGGAACCACACAUCCAAGCCCCUGGUAUAUAAUAUGCCGCUGUGGUUCGACCUACCUACGGGAGCGGUUGUGUUGCACUGGAUUUCGUUGCGCUGCGCUGCACGGGGUUGUCCUCCGCCCCCCCCCCCCUUCCGUUCCACUAGCUGCCGUCGUUCUGCGUUGUUCUCGCGAGCCUGUCGAAUCCCGGGUGUUCCUGGACCAGCCUGGCGAGGUGCCUCUGCCUCGGGUCGCGCUUUCGGUUCCUGAGGACCUUUUUCUGUUUUGCCUCGGCGGGAAAGAGCGAGGCCGCCAGCAGAGCCGCGAGGAGGAAGAGGAAGAAACUGCGGUUCGGAGCGAUCAUGGUUKUGGUGGUGUCUUGUCUUCUGUUGUCUUGCGUUGUGAGGAGUGGUGGUGGCGUUURUUGAAGCGCGGCGUGGUACAAGCGACGAGAUCCGACACGAGUGGUGUGUGUUUGUGUGUGCAAAAGGAAAGAAAUAAUAACAAUGUGGGAACAAUCGGAUGUUUUUUAAAAAAAACAAAAAAAUUGUGGAGGACUAUCGCAAAAAAAACGUACGAGCACGAACUGCCAAUCUCUGGUGGCGCAACGCAAAACACGGUGUGCAGAGCCCCAUCCAUCGGUGCGGAGUGAACACGAGUCAAUCCAAUUCAAAACCAGGAUCAUUAUGGGUUGCUCGUGCCGGAUCCGGCGGGUGUUUUGGUUCGAAUCGAAUCGAGUCAAUCGAGUCAAUCCUCCCUUCCUCGGAUUCGGAUCGGAUUCAUUCGAAUCAAAUAAUCCAUCGUAGAGGGACCGUCCGUGCACCCAUCCGUCCGCGGGGCCUUGGUCGAUCGGUUCGCGCCAAAACUCGUCGUACGAAUGCAUGCCAGAUAGACAGAACAGACGCUCCGAGUGGGAAUUUCCUUCCGGCGAGGGAAAAUGACGGUCGAAGCGCGCCGGUAUGGUACGUCGACGGCGGCAUCGGUGCCGUAUCGUCUGGUACGCUACGGGCGUGAGACUCGACUAGAUGACCGUACGAGUACGGUACUACGGUAGGACUGGCAUGACAAAAUGAUGAUGAAUGAUUCCUUGUCGCGCCGCGAACGCAACGAGAGAGGUGCAAAAGGGAUUCCCCCGAACCAGACUCUUUUACCGUAUGAAUCAACGAAGGACAAGACAACAUAGUACGUUACCAAGUACGGUACGAGCUACGGUACUACGAUACGAUUGCUCGUUGCUUACCGUACGGCACUUUCCUUGUCCAUUUUCAAUGCAUUGAUUUUGYUUCCUAACGUCGGCAUCCAUUUCGAAGGCAUCCAUCUCGAAAGCAUCGSUGGAUACGUCCUCUCUAUUUGACGAAGCGAGUCCGAAGAGAGCCGAGUUGUUAACGAAACCGAUCCCAAGGCGAGAACGACUCCAAUUGCAUAUCACACAAACGAAACAAGCACCAACACCGUCUGCGCAWCAACCUUUGACAACCUUCGCAACGGCAACCGUCGGCGACAAUGGCGCCACCGAGCAGCAGCAAGAAGAAGGGCCUGAAACAGGGCAGUCUCUUUUCCUUUUUUUCCAAGUCUCCCGCACCGAAAAAGGCAUCGGCAUCGGCAUCGGCUGCCGCUCCUGCCAAUGCAAAGGCCAAGGGAAAAGGUGCUUCCGGCAAGCCCGAAAGCAGCAAGAAGCAGAACCCCACCACCACCAACAACAACAACAGCAACAGCAAUGACAAUGGCAAGGAACGCAAAGCAACACCGACAAGGCAGGCACCCGCCCCUCCGUCGAGAGCAGGGUCGUCCGCGCCAACACCCACGCCCACCCCGUCGUCCUUCGGGCGGGUGUCCGGGAACACGCUGUGGAGAAAACUCCGAGAGGGGUCCCGGGUGGGGAUCUACUGGAAGGACGACAGGUGCUACUAUCCCUGCACGGUCGAGAAGCGGGCUCCGAGCGACAAGGACGGGAAGGCCUCCUCGCGGUUCUUUGUCCGCUACGACGACGGGGAGAGCGAGUGGACGGACAUGGCCACCGAGAAGCUGCGGUGGUGCGAAGACGACGACGAAUUCGAGCGAGAGGAAGAGAACGAGAACGAGAACGAGGAGGAGGAAGACGUCCCGGAAGCAUCCGGUGGUGCCGGCAGCGGCAGGAGAAGCAACCGCAACAAUCACAGCAGCAGCAACAAGCGACGAAGAAGCAUCCAGGAGAGCGACGACGACGAGGAAGAAGAAGAAUGGCAGGACCCGGGAGAGGACGAAAGCGACGACGACGACGGGAGUGUCUUUGAAGCCGCCGUGGACGAGGAAGAAGACAACGAAGACGAACUGGCGGAGGAAGACAACUGGAUGGUCACGGACGACGAGAACGAGAACGAGGACGAGGACCGUCCUUCCGCAAAGAAGAACAAGAGGAAGAGAAAGACCACCAAGAGCAAAGCCGGGGGCACCCUUACGGUGACCCGGCACAACGACAACUCCUCGACGCCACCGCCCUCCAAGCGGCCGAAACCGGGCACUGGCACUGGUAGCAGCGGCGGUCCUUCGGCCACCAACACCAACACCGGUAGCAACGGCAACGCCUUCAAGACCCCCCUCAAGCAAUUCUCCCACACGGUGUCCCCGCAGACGGCCUCGUCCCAGAAAUCAAAAACAAAGACCGCGAGGCCCGCAACCACGCCCUCUCCGUCCCACCCCCACAAAAACCUCCAGCUCUCGUCGCCGUCGCCGUCGCCGUCGCCGUCGCCCCCCACCUCCCAUCGCACCGGCAACAAGCGGCUCAACCCCCACCUCCCUUCCGAGGCCCUUCCCUGCAACACCGAAAAGGGGGCCCUCAACGUCCGCGGGGCCCACGUGCACAACCACCUCGGCUUUUUGCGGGUUCCCAGGGACGCCAUGGGCCGCUACMGGGACCACCCCGACUACGACUGCCGGACGCUCAGGGUGGACGAGGCCGAGUGGAAAAAGGUCACCGGGUCCGACAUGACGGCGGCCGUCAAGCAGUGGUGGAAACUCAAGUCCCAGUACUUCGACACGGUGCUCCUCUUCAAGACGGGAAAGUUCUACGAGAUGUUCCACACGGACGCCGACGUCGGGGUGGAGGUCCUGGGGUUCAUCUACAUGAAGGGCAAGUCGGCCCACUCGGGCUUYCCGGAGAUUUCCUACGGGCAGUUCGCCGACAAGCUGGUCCGUGCCGGCUACAAGGUGGCGAGGGUCGAGCAGACGGAAACCCCCGACAUGCUCAAGUCCCGAAAGGCCAGGACGCCGCGGUCKCAGAAAAAGCCCCAGGUCGUCAACCGGGAGGUCUGCAGCGUCAUGUCGCUCGGGACCAGGACCUUCUGCGCCCUCGACGACAAGUCGGCACUGCUGGCGUCGGAGGCCAACGGAACGGCCCACGAGUCCUGCGGUCCGCUCCUGGCCAUCCGGGAAACCCUCCUCGGCAGCGGUGCCGAAGGAGGAGAAACCAGCGGCGAGGGCGACAACGACGACAACGACAACAACGACAACCACGACGACGACGACAACGACGAUGGGGGCGUCCGCCCCGUCUGCGAGUACGGCAUCACGGUGGUGGACGCGGUCCGGGGCACCCUCACCCUGGGCAUGUUUGCCGACGACGUCCUCCGCAACCGCAUGCGGACCCUCCUGGCCUGCUUCGAGCCGUCCGAGAUCCUCUACCAGCCCAGCGGMRAGGCCUCGGGGGAGCUCGUCUCCCUCCUCAAGGCCCACCGGGCCGGGACCCGCAAGCCCUGCCGCCUGGAGGUCGUCCGGACGGAGGAGUCCUUCCCGAAGUCGACCGCCCUCGACGAGAACCACGCCCGGGACCURGAGCGGGGGACCGGGCCCCACCGGACCGUCCGGCCCUGGGACCCGGAGGAAACCCUCGAGGAGCUCCAYCGGAGGGCCUACUACCCCCGGGCCUCCCGGAGCAAGACAACCCCCCAUGGGGGCAAACCCAGCGUGGCCCGGUGGCCCGCGGUCCUCCGCAUGGUGGUCGAGGGMRGGGCCGAGCUCUGCCUCUCGAGCCUGGGGGCUGCCCUUUUCUACCUGCAGCGGAACCUCAUCGACCGAGAAAUCCUCAGCAUGGGGAUCGUCCGGGCCUACAUCCCGCAGGAAAGCAAAACCAUCGCCCGCAGCGAGAACAAGAGCGGAAGCGAAGCCCCGGCCGGAACGGACGGCUUUUGGUCCACGCAGCAGCAGCAGCAGCAGCAACUGCAGCAGCCGGUGGAGGUGUCCCAGGACGAGAGCGUCCUGGACGGCUUCGAGGAGAACCCUUUGUUCAAGAUUCCGUCGGCAACCCGUGCCCACACACCGGAUUCCGGCGCAUCGGAAGAAGCAAAGGCCAUUGCCCGCGCCGAGGAACAGAUCACCCACAUGUCCCUGGACGGGACCACCCUCCACAACCUCGAGAUCCUGACCAACGCGGUCGAUUUCAAGACAACCGGGAGCCUAUGGAGCAAGGUCAACUCCACCAAGAGCCCCCACGGGGCRCGGAUGCUCCGGGCCUGGCUCCUCCGGCCGCUCUUCCAGAAGGCCGACAUCGAACGCCGGGCCGAUGCCGUCCAGGAACUGGCGGGCGGSGCGGGGGCCCUGGCCCUCCGGGAGGCCCGGGCCAGCGUGCUGGGAAAGAUCGGGGACCUCGACCGGCUCCUCAGCCGCGUCCACAGCAUGAGCGUGGGGGUCUCGGCGGGGGAAGCCGGUGCGUCGGGCCCCGGCGGGGCCAUCGAAGGGGCCGGCGAGGGCUGCGCCUCCCACGAGUACCACCCCAACGAGCGUGCCGUCCUGUACGAGGGCCCGGCCUACACCAAGCGCAAGGUGACGGACUUCAAGAACCUGCUGAAGGGCCUCCAAAAGGCCUGCCAGAUCCCGGAGAUCUUUGCCGACCUGGACCUCGACCCGGGCUGUCUGUUGUACAAGCUCGUCCGACAGGGCUGCGACGGCGGCCUGUUUCCGGACAUGGUGGAGUCCCUGGAUUGGUUCUUUGAGAACUUUGAUUGCGACAAGGCCGCCAGCGGACAGUUCGUCCCCGGCCGGGGGACCGAUCCCAUCUACGACGAGGCCUGCGACACGAUCGACCGGAUCGAGGCGGACCUCGAGAGCUACAAGCAAGAAAUGAUCCGGGAGGAACUCACGCCGCGACACGUCGCCGGCCGGGCCUGGAAAUACAUCAACACCAAGCCGGACUCCAAGGACAAGUACCUCAUCGAGCUCCCGGUCACCGUGAAGGUCCCCCACGACUUCCACGUCAAGGCCAAGCGGGGGUCCGGCCAGAAACAGGUCAACAAGUACCGGACCCCCUUGGUGGCAGGACUCGUGUCCGAGCUCGAGCGGGCCCUGGAGRUCCAGCAAACCCGCCGGGCCAAGGGGAUGCAGAUCAUCUUUGCCCGGUUCGACKCCCAGCGAUCCCUGUGGGCCGCGGCCGCCCACGCCACGGCGAUCCUCGACGCACUCGGAUCGCUGGCCGUCCUGGCGGGGAGCCAAGGCUACUCCCGGCCGGAGAUCCUCUCCUGCGAUGCAGGMACGCAGCCGAGCCUGAGCAUCGUCCAGGGCCGGCACCCGGUGGUGGARAACACCUUCCACAGCUCGGAAUUCAUUCCCAACGAUCUCGAGCUCGGGCCCGGGGAAACGGAGGCGGGCAAGCCGGCGCGGUUGCUCCUGCUUUCCGGUACGUCUUGUGUGGUUCUCUGUGUGUGUGCCUCGUUGCUCUGGUUCUUGUUCUCUCUCUUUCUUUGCCGAUAGAUGUGGRAAGCAACAACGUUUGUUUUGGGUUCUUUUGUGGUUCUGAUCCUUUUUGUUUCUCGUCUCCYUCUCAUCCGCACAGGUCCCAACAUGGGUGGUAAAUCGACCAUGCUGCGCCAGACCUGUCUCAUCUCGAUCCUUGCCCAGAUCGGGAGUUAUGUACCCGCAGAGAGCUGCCAGCUGACGCCGAUCGACUGCAUAUUUACUCGCCUCGGAGCAUCGGAUCGCAUUCUUCUCGGCCAAUCGACGUUUUUUGUGGAGGUAAGAAGAACGCCGAACCAAAAUUGCGURUUCUCUUUGACUUGGAACCUCUUUCCUGUGCGUGACCCAAUUGUUCUACAAAAAACAGAGGUCUUACCAAAYAUUUCUUUCCUUCUUCUCCCUCCUUCAGCUGGCGGAGACCGCAGCAGCUCUCCGAGGGGCAACAAGGAGAAGCUUGGUGAUCAUGGGUGAGUCGGCUUKAAAACAACCAAAUUCGUUGCUUGCCGUUUCUGAUGGCCUUGGCCAAAUCUYACAAACUACUCCGUGCUUUUGUUUGCAGACGAACUCGGAAGGGGAACCAGCACAUUCGACGGGACUGCAAUUGCCAGCGCCACCGURAAGCACCUCGUGGAACGCAGCCAAUGCCUGAGUCUGUUCGCUACGCACUACCACUCUCUCUUGGACGAAUGGAAGAACGCCCCUAACGUSAGACUCGGUCACAUGCAAUGCAUCGUCGACGACGAAACCGAUGCUGGUUCCUCGAUCGGCAACAGCAAUAUUACCUUCCUUUACACACUGGGACCCGGGGCGUGUCCAAGGGUACGUUGCCAUUKCAUUUGCUUGCGUCGAGUUUUGGGUUGAUAUUGGAGAUGAAUUGGUGGCUCACUCACCUUUUUUGGUUUCGUCCGCUUUUCUCAGUCCUUUGGAAUCAACGUCGCAAAACUAGCGGGCCURCCAAACGAAGUCCUUGCGAACGCAAAACGGGUCAGCGCGGAGUUCGAAGAAGAGAUGGCUUGUGGUGGCAGUGGGGCAGAGGCAAACUCGAACGAGGACGACGCCAAAGAAAAGAUGCAGAAUAUUUUAAAACUAAUCGCUGACGAAAAUUACAGCGAUCUUCUAACCCUCUGGCAGAGUGUCCAGGCAAAAUCCGAUUGAUUCGAAUAAUACAUCCUACACCAWGGAAUCCUGAUUUUUAAAAAUAUAUUCGUUUCUCUCAUCGUUGUCUGGAGUAGCGCACUCAAAUACAAAGGGCUAGUGAAA